Nicotiana tabacum (common tobacco) is the source of this 1284-nucleotide messenger RNA. Its product is annotated as methylesterase 17. Gene Ontology annotation, molecular function: methyl salicylate esterase activity; methyl indole-3-acetate esterase activity; methyl jasmonate esterase activity. Lineage: Eukaryota; Viridiplantae; Streptophyta; Magnoliopsida; Solanales; Solanaceae. The record is from RefSeq and is a predicted model, not a curated record. Gene Ontology annotation, biological process: jasmonic acid metabolic process; salicylic acid metabolic process.
UAAUGGUAUUAUAUGUAGUAUACAUCAUGACUAUCUCAACUAUAUAUAUUGACAAACAGCAAAACAACUAUUCCAACUAUAAAUAAGAACCUUCCUGACUAAAAUAAAACAAAGAGAAGGAAAUUAAAGCUGAUAACUGAAGCUAGCUCUUAGCUUGAAAACACAGGACGUUUUAAAGCUUAGUCAUUUUUCAAGAUGGGAGAAGAAUCUGUAGACAUAAGGUUGGAAAUAGAGAAGGCGAAGGUGCCACUGCCACCACAGCCACAACGAACCCAUUUCGUCCUAGUACAUGGAAUAGGGGGAGGAGGGUGGUGCUGGUACAAAAUUAGGUCUCUUAUGGAGAAUUCCGGCUACAAAGUCACAUGUCUUGACCUUAAAGGUGCUGGAAUCGACCAAGCUGAUCCGAACACCAUUAUUUCUUUUGAUGAAUACAACAAGCCUCUCAUCGAUUUUUUGUCAUCUACUUUGCCUGAUAGUGAACAGGUAAUAUUGGUAGGACAUAGCGCUGGAGGACUGAGUGUUACGGAUGCAACCCAUAAAUUCGCAAAGAAAGUAAAGGUGGCAGUGUAUAUAGCAGCAACCAUGUUGAGAACUGGUUUUGUGACUACACAAGAUGUUAAAGAUGGAGUCCCCGAUUUAUCAGAUUUUGGAGAAUUUGCUGAUGUAUAUGACAUAGGAUUCGGAUCAGGACCCGAACAACCUCCAACCAGUAUAGUUAUUAAGAAAAGUUUACAACGCAAAAUUAUUUAUCAAAUCAGCCCCCUUGAGGAUUCAACAUUAGCGACAAUGUUGUUGAGACCAGGACCAAUUCAAGCGUUACAAAGCGCGCGAUUCAAAGAAGGCGGCGAGGGAGCAGAGAGGGUGCCUCGAAUAUACAUAAGAACGGCGCGUGAUCGAGUGAUGAAGCCGGAGCAGCAAGACGCAAUGAUCAGAAAAUGGCAACCGCAACAUGUGUGCACCUUGGAAAGUGAUCAUAGCCCAUUCUUCUCUGCUCCUUUCACGCUAUUCGGUCUGCUUGUCAAGGUUGCUGCUUCUUUUUAGUGCAGUUACUAAAAUAUAUAGUCCGUUUGGCCAAACUUCUAAAAUCAGCUUAUUUUGAGAAGUGUUUUUUUCAAAAGUACUUUUAAAAAAAGUGCUUUUAGUGAGAAGUAGUUUGUGUUUAGCUAAUUAAUUAGAAAAACACUUUUGAACAGUAAUUAGUAUUUGGCUAAACUUUUGAAAACUGCUUCUAAGUGUAUUUUCUCAAAAGUGCUUCUCAGAAAAGUGUUUUUGGAGAGAAAUUAA